This is a messenger RNA of Prunus dulcis (almond), 1290 nucleotides long. RefSeq names its product KHG/KDPG aldolase-like. The transcript has 12 exons. NCBI's taxonomy places the organism in Eukaryota, Viridiplantae, Streptophyta, Magnoliopsida, Rosales, Rosaceae. The record is from RefSeq and is a predicted model, not a curated record. Bases 27 to 821 code for a protein of 264 amino acids. Gene Ontology annotation, molecular function: lyase activity.
CGUGAGACUUAAACGGAGCACUGGAUAUGGCGAGUACGAGUCUGAGCAUCAUACGGCCUUUGGCUUCUCCCCUUGGCCUUCAAAUAUCACCGCCACAGCUACCGCCUCGGCCAAACCGCCUUCGGGUUUGUUGCUUCUCUCGUGGGAUUUCUACUGAGAAAACCUUGACGCAGAUUGAGAGUUCAGGUGUCAUCGCCUGCCUUCGUGCCAAUAGUGCAGAGCUGGCAAUUGAAGCUGCGUGUGCUGCACUUCAUGGUGGCAUUUCAGUUCUGGAGAUUGUGAUGUCGACCCCAGGUGUGUUUGAGGUUCUACAGCAGCUAGUACAUGACCAUCCUACAAGAGUCCUAGGGGUAGGAACUGUACUAAAUGUUGAGGAUGCCAAAAGGGCAAUGAUAGCAGGAGCCAAGUUUCUUAUGAGUCCUGCUAUGGUUAAGGACAUUUUGGAUGAUUUUCAAUAUAGUGGAGUUUUAUACAUACCUGGUGUUAUGACCCCAACAGAGAUAUUGUCUGCAUAUGAUGCUGGUGCCAAAAUUGUCAAGGUUUAUCCUGUUUCUGCAUUAGGUGGCUCACAAUAUAUAUCAGCUAUCAAGAAGCCUUUUCCCCAUAUCUCAAUGGUUGCUUCUCAAGGCAUAACAACAGAUUCAGUUGGGGAUUAUAUUGCUCAGGGAGCAUCGUCGGUUGUUUUAUCAGAUGCCAUAUUUGAUAAAGAAGCAAUGGGUCAAAAAAAUUUCGCUAAAAUCUAUCAACUUGCAAAUGCUGCAGCUUUGCAUGGCAAUGAAGCUGUAGACCGGAUGAAAAAGUUGAGGCUGAACCAUUUGUAAUAGGUGUAGUAAAAUCUUAUACCAAUGUAGUUUGGAAAAUGCUUUGGCAGUGCUGGACAUGUACUAGCAAACUGGUUUAUUACAUGAUAUUCUCAGUUGGGAAACUGAAAAGUUGACCUUUCAGCAAGGAGUAAGAAGAAAGUGAGCCUGCACAAUCCCGUAUUUGAGAUGCUCUGAAGUUUCAGCCAGGAGUGAGGAUCAUUUGACAAGGAAGAAAAUUGAAGAAAUCUUUGCUUUGAGGUCUAGUAAUUAACAAGCUUUAACACAUGCAGGCAGGCGCCAUAAUGGAUGGUCUCCAGGACACAAAGAGUUAUUGGAGUGUAGUUUUGUUUGCCGUAUUUUAGUUCUAUAAGAAAGAGUAUUUUUCUGUACCAAAGUAGACAUUUUCACAAUGUGUUAUUUUAAAUGACUCUAAUGUAUAUACUCUAGACAUCAACUUGCUGUAUGUUUUUGUUGAAACAAGUAUAAU